AUGUCUUCUCCACCAUUCGUACUUCCACGUCUCUCUGGGUCCACGCUGGAACCCACCUGCGAACCCAUUGUCAUGUAUCCGCCACACAUUCAUCAAAAGGAACCACUGGUCUAUCACAAGCCAGUAGCAGCAGCAGCAGCAAUGGGUCGCAUCCUUGCUACUGCUACGCCUGCACCGUCAUUACGACGCAAGAACAGACCGACGUUCAUUGACAUUCCUGCGGUAUGCAAAGAGUUUGUGUUCAAGGAGCCAGACCACGACGAUUUUUCCGCAUGGUCCUACAACAAUGACGACGAAGCAGCAGCAGAGUCAGAGCCGGAACUGCUGUGGGACGAGGUCAACCAAUGCAUCUACAAGUCUGCAAGCAAACGAGCCCAUUCGAUCUCAUCCGUCUCAUCUGACGGCUCGCCUUUCUUUCCACCUUGCUAA
Molecule: messenger RNA, 429 nt
Organism: Zychaea mexicana
Lineage: Eukaryota; Fungi; Mucoromycota; Mucoromycetes; Mucorales; Lichtheimiaceae
Exons: 1
Coding region: 1-429 (142 amino acids)
Source: RefSeq, a predicted model, not a curated record